AUGGCCUUGACAGCGGAAGUCGAUAGCAUUGCGCACGAGUUGUCGAGCCUUGACUUUCACCACCCAUUUACGCCGUAUGAUGUCCAAAAUCAGUUCAUGCAAACAGUGUAUCAAGUUCUGGAGACCGGACAAGGACAAGUGGGAAUCCUGGAAAGCCCAACUGGUACUGGUAAAUCUCUCUCGCUCAUAUGCGCAUCUUUAACAUGGCUUCGAAACCAUAAAGCUACUAGGCAGGAGGCAGAACUGCAAGUGGCAGGAGAGUCGUAUAAAGACGAACCGGCUUGGAUUGUCGAGCAGCUCCUGUCUCGUAAAAGACAAGAAUUGUUGAGGCAAUGGGAAGAUAGAGAAAAGCGUCUUGCUUCCUUUAGACUUAGAGAGAAAAUUCAGGAGGAAAGAAGCCGAAAGCGACGCCGUGUGGAAGACGUUUCUGCCGCCGUUGAAACAACGGCUGACGAAGAUGCCGAAUGGCUACUGGAUGCUGAUGAUGACGACGCACGCCAAGAAGAUGCCCUAUCUGGUCUGAGUAAAGAGUCGCGAGAGAUUCUUGAGAAGAUUGGCUUAGGAGGACGUAUGAAGCAAACGGACGAUGAGGACAUCCUAGAAGAGAAAAUCAAGAUCUACUAUACAUCCAGAACACAUUCUCAAUUAUCGCAAUUCAUCACAGAACUGCGCCGCCCUGUGUUUCCGUCGUCAUUGCCUCCGUCGGUUGCAAAGGGAUCAGAUGUCUCCUCAACUGAACCUGUGAAGCUUCUACCACUAUCGUCGCGACAGAAGCUCUGCAUCAACCCAUCGGUUGCUCGUCUCGGGUCAGUUCAAGCCAUCAAUGACCGCUGUACAGAACUCCAGCAAGCAAAGUCCAGCACCAAAUGCUCGUUCGUUCCGAAGGAAGAACUUCUUAGCCAAACCCACCAGUUUCGGGAUUCCGCUCUGGCCACGCUCCCAGAUAUUGAAGAUCUUCAUCUGCUUGGAAAAUCCUUGUCAAUAUGUCCCUACUACGCCUCCCGUGUGGCUCUGCCUGGAGCUGAAAUCAUCACACUGCCAUACCCGCUUCUGCUGCAACGUAGUGCUCGCGAGGCUCUGGGCAUUAAGCUUGAGGGUAACGUGGUCAUCAUUGACGAGGCGCAUAAUAUCCUCGACGCGAUAUCGAACGUGCAUGCCGCAGAGCUGCAGCUGAGCGAUCUCCGCAGAGGUCGCCAAAUGCUUGGCGUUUAUGUUAAACGAUUUGGCAAGAAGCUAAAGGGCAUAAAUCGCGUAAAUGUUGGGAGAGUAGGGAGAGUCAUUGACGGGCUGUCCGAGUGGCUUGAGGGAGCCUUGAAACUCAAGAAUGAACAUGGGAUUGUCGAUCCAAAUGAUCUCACAAGACACAAAGGUAUUGACCAGAUCAACAUUUACGAAUUAAUCCAGUAUAUACAAGAGUCCAAACUGGCUUAUAAGAUUGAGAGCUACGUUGCUCACGUAGAAAGCGAGGGCGAAAACAAGAAACCUGGACUCUCAAAAGCCGGAACGCCUGUCCUGCAUAUGCUUGUUUCAUUCCUUAUUGCCCUUACGAACCUUGGCUCUGAAGGUCGCAUCUUCUACCAAAAGACUCAAGGGGCCACUGCAGAUGUCAAACUUACAUAUCUGCUUCUCUCGCCCACUCAUGCUUUCUCCUCAAUUGCUUCAAGCGCCAGGGCUGUAAUCCUGGCCGGUGGAACAAUGUCACCCUUUCAAGACUACAAGGAUCAGUUAUUUCCCACCCUGGAUAACACAAAGGUAACAUCGCUAAGCUGCGGACAUGUUAUUCCGGCAGAAAAUCUUUGCGUCUGGACCCUUGCUUCGACCAAUACCGAGUCACCGCCAUUCGAGUUUAGUUUCAAGCACCGAGGAAACAAAGAAAUGAUGAAUCAGCUGGGUUUGGCAAUCUUGAACGUAUGCAAUAUUGUACCUGACGGAGUGGUCGUUUUCUUCCCGAGCUAUGGCUAUCUCGAUGAAAUAAUAGCGGUGUGGCAGCAACGCCAAGGUGGAAGCUCUCAAACUACAUGGGAUCGACUGCAGGCGCGAAAAUUUGUUUUCAGAGACACCAAGGGUGAAAGCAGCGAAGAGGUGCUGCGGGACUACUCCGAAGCGAUCCUGGGGACUAGACCAGCCGGGGACAAGCACACCGGGGCUUUACUCCUGAGUGUUGUCGGCGGUAAAAUGUCCGAAGGCAUCAACUUUUCAGACCGAUUGGGACGCUGUGUGAUGGUCGUUGGGCUACCCUACCCAAACAUUGCAUCGCCAGACUGGAAGGCAAAGCUUGAGUACAUUGAGUCGACAACAGAGGCCCGACUCAUCAAAGAAGGGCAAAGCAGCAGCGAUGCAACAGCACAAGCGAAGCAGGCCGCGAGAGACUUUUACGAAAACGCCUGCAUGCGAGCCGUCAACCAGAGUAUUGGUCGGGCGAUCCGACAUCGUGGAGAUUACGCAGCAAUCAUCCUGGUCGACCGAAGAUAUGGCACGCCUCGGAUACGAAAUAAACUGCCUGGAUGGAUUCAGAACGGCCUUCAGCAAGACAGCCAUGAGAAAGGGCUUGGCGUACUGAUGGGAGCACUAGGCGGCUUCUUUCGCAAGAAGUCUCAAGCAAGUAGUGGCAGCGCAUAA
Messenger RNA from Trichoderma virens Gv29-8, 2619 nucleotides. RefSeq lists its product as uncharacterized. The transcript has 4 exons. Gene Ontology annotation, cellular component: nucleus. NCBI's taxonomy places the organism in Eukaryota, Fungi, Ascomycota, Sordariomycetes, Hypocreales, Hypocreaceae. Bases 1 to 2619 code for a protein of 872 amino acids. The record is from RefSeq and is a predicted model, not a curated record. Gene Ontology annotation, biological process: establishment of sister chromatid cohesion; nucleobase-containing compound metabolic process. Gene Ontology annotation, molecular function: ATP binding; DNA binding; hydrolase activity, acting on acid anhydrides, in phosphorus-containing anhydrides.